UGGGUUCGAGUUGUUCAAUCCACGAUUAUCCCACAGUCGGCGAGUUUUUUUUCUGUAGACCUUUCCUUUCGGGUACUAUCAAACUUUGAUUUUUCAUCAUCAUUCUGAACUGAAGUUAUGCAACUGGAUAUUGCAUUGGUUAUUAUCAAGGUUUUUUUUCUGGGCUGUUUAUGAGGAAGACCCCAAAACUUCAUGACCGGCCCGUUGUUUAAUUUUCAGUGUGCAAUUUUCGGCAAGUAGGUGGCAUGUCGGAGGAUAACCGUGUGUUUGUUGGUGGUCUUCCCUGGUCAAUAAGUGAGGAAGACUUGAAACAAGUAUUUUCCAAGUAUGGAGAAGUCGUAGACGCAAGGGUGAAUAUUUUCGUUCCUUUAGUUUUGGGAUAAACACGGCAUCCGCAAGUUCGUACAUAGUGUCUCAGGUCGUGGGAAGUCCCAUAGUGUGUAUCUUUGUGUUUCAUACAAUCUUGGGCACCAAAAGGUUUCCCUUGAAAGACCUGUGGCCUUUGGGGAACUAUUGAUUGUGAAUGACUUGUGUAUAUACCAAAAUUUUUCCACGGAAACCUUCUCAACGUUUAUUUUUUCCUGUAUUUUCCAAGGUGGUCAUAGACAGAGAAACUGGACGGUCUCGAGGUUUUGGAUUUAUUUCAUACGCCGAAAGUUCUUCAGUCGACGAGUGCAUAGCAGCUCUGGACGGUCAGGACCUGCAAGGAAGAACCAUUCGAGUAAACAAGGCAAUGACUCGUGAACAACGAGAUGACGAGUUUGCUUCCGGUAGAGGAGGAGGUGGACGCGGUCGUUAUGGAGGUGGUUUUCGUUCGGGCGGUGGAUUCGAGCGUCGUGACUACGAUAACCGUAGAAACUAUGACCGUGGAGAUGGCGGUCGUUACAAUCGAGAACGCCGUGAUGGCGGUUUUCGCAGACGCGAAGAUUUCGAUUGAUCUUCCCCUUAGUCAAAGAUUGUUAUAGGUUCUAGUGUUUCUUUUGUGUUGGUUGUUGUCGUUGUUGCUUUGGAGUAUGCAGGUUAAUUACUUGGUAUCUAGUAUUGUCUCGUGAGAUGUAGUGUUACUCAUUCAUAUCGUGGGCAUAAACAGGUAGUUCCUUCAUUCAUUAGUAUUGGUAGUU
Molecule: messenger RNA, 1121 nt
Organism: Galdieria sulphuraria
Lineage: Eukaryota; Rhodophyta; Bangiophyceae; Galdieriales; Galdieriaceae
Product: glycine-rich RNA binding protein isoform 2
Exons: 2
Coding region: 524-937 (137 amino acids)
Cellular component (GO): ribonucleoprotein complex
Molecular function (GO): RNA binding
Source: RefSeq, a predicted model, not a curated record